AUGUUGCAACGAGAAGCAGCAAGACUUCGCCAAGAGCAGGAAACAAUCGACUCCAUGUCGAAGAAGUUGGAACAUGUUCACUUUUCUUCUACUAUACAACUAAAUGUUGGCGGUCAUCGCUUUACAACAAGUCUUCAAACGCUUACCAAGGAUCCAAAUUCGAUGCUGGCUGCAAUGUUUUCAGGGAAGUUUGAGAUGAAACCUUCUGAAGACGGCACUUUCUUUAUCGACCGAGAUGGAACACACUUCCGGUUUGUACUCAAUUAUCUUCGCACUGGGAAAUUAACCAAAAAAGGAGCAACAUUUCUAGACGAACUUGCGGAGGAAGCUGCGUUCUACCAGAUCCAAGGUAUACUGGACGAUUUGGUGCCUAAAGCUCCGCAGAAUUUCGAAGAAUCAGUAAUUCUGACGACUGAAGAUCAUCGAAGCGCGCCGAGCGAUUGGUUGCCUCAACAAGACGGUAAAUGGCAGCUUCUGAUGCGAGCUUCUCAAGAGGGCUUUCAAGCUAAAACCUUCCAUUCCAAAUGUGACGACAAAGGGCCUACUGUCACCAUCGUGAAGAGCGGAAACAACAUUUUCGGUGGAUUCACUGAAACAUCGUGGAGCAGCAAGUGCAUUAAUUAGUUGUGACAGUUAAUUUAAGGUAUUUUUGGUCACAUUUAGCGGGAUUGAAUUUAGAGUGGAAAGAAACAACGAGAAGUGAAAAGGAAAAUAUAAAGCUGGCUUAAGAUCUUUGCAGAAGAUUUUAAGUUGAGGAAAUCAUAAUGAAAUAUUUAUAGACUUUCAAACCUUUUCAAAUAUUGAUAGUCAAGCAUUGCAAAUUAUAAACAGGAAAUGAACAUAAACAAUAUUUCGUUUAAGACGGUUUUAAAAGGUGGGCUUUAUCUACUUUAACACGUUGUUUCUAUGUUUUAGCUUAAGUAAUAGAAAACAAGUUACAACAAUUUAGUCCUAAAAAGAAGAGGUGUCUAUUUAACGAAAGAGGCUAGACGUCGUUAGCAAAAGUAUAAGGGCCGCUAAAGCCCCUCUCCCCAGGUCCCUGUCCUAGAUUGGACUCUUUCAAAAGCACAUCAGUUUCAAUAUCUAAAAAAAAAAUUCAACCACAUAAUUUCCUUGGAGGAAAUGUUAAAAGGGUCAUGUUACCAAGUGAGACUGGCGCAUUAACACAGCUGGGAUAUCUAAUUGCCCAGUGUCAUGUAGUUACUGCUUGUGUAGUAUCAUGCACUGUCUAAGAUCGUCUAAAUAAUUUCUUAUUUCUGACCGACGACAAAAAGAUUAAAAACCUAUAGCAAGGAAAACUAAUACCCCAUUCACACCAGAGCUUAAACAUGUUUUAAAGUAGUUUGUAAAACAAGGUUUCAAAAGGGUUUUCCUUCACAGAAGCUGCUUUAACCGAUGUUUUUCGGCCUUAACCUCAGCACAUUGCGGGUGUGUAGAGGGGAUGGGAGAGGGAGGAGGGCAGUAGUCGGGAUCAUCGCCGUUUUUUUCGGAUAUGAUGUAAAGCUGGUUUAGAAAUAUAACAGUUGAAUAUUAUUCCAAAAUUUGCAUCAAUAUUAGUUUUGGUUUUUCUUUUCUGAAACAGGUCAGGGUAGCUACGUGCACUGCUCACAGUCAUUCCUAUUCAGCAUGAUGAAUCCGCAAGGAGUGGCUCCGAGUAAAAUUUCUCUUGUAAAAGAUCAGCAGAGUGCCAUUUUCUGUGAUCGCCGCUAUGGGCCAUUAUUUGGAGGAGGGUGUGACUUACAUAUAUCAAAUAACGCAAACACUAGUGGUUCAAGUUACAGUAAUCUCGGCUUCUCGUAUCAGCUUCCCACCUGA
Pocillopora meandrina is the source of this 1815-nucleotide messenger RNA. The record is from the annotation of a GenBank genome assembly. NCBI's taxonomy places the organism in Eukaryota, Metazoa, Cnidaria, Anthozoa, Scleractinia, Pocilloporidae.